CAGGUGUCUCGUUUGGAUUGCAUCACUCACGUGGAAGUCGACGCCCUGUUGAGUGUUAUACGCCGGUGCUGGCAUCUGAGAAGGAACACAGAGCAGUGAUAACCGAACAUUUUACGGCUGUGCAGAAAACAGUGAGUCGAAGUGUUCUGAAGAUGCUGAUGUAGAGCAAUCACGGGCGCAGCUCUUGGAGACGACUGAGUCCGCGUGGUUUGGACACAAGCAAUUCAGUGAGUGCUGUUCGGGGACGAGUGAGACGGCGAAGGAGGGUUUGUGCAACGCUGGAAAUUGACUAGACUGGGUAGUGGGCAUUGCUACCCAGUCAUAUUGUUACUGGAGCUAUACAAUUGAUUCAAAUGGAAAAUGCCAAGAAAUCCCUUGAUGUGUUCUCAACCUCCCUGUCAAAAUGCAUAUCAGCCUGUGGUUCUAUGACGCAGCAGUUCUUACCACGUUGGCCUCAGCAUUCCAGACCCUUCCGAGUCAUCAACUCUGAUCGCUCCAUUAAGAAAGGCAUAAUGGCGUAUGACCUGAAAGACCUACAAAACAAGGUGAUGGAGGUAUUCCACAUGCACUGCAUCAGUGCUUUAGUGUUGGAUGAGGAUGGAACUGGAGUGGAUACAGAGGACUUUUUUCAGACCAUAAAAGACAACACUGUCCUCAUGGUCUUAAGGGUAGGACAGAAGUGGGCUCCACAGCAGAGAUACCUUCCAGGUCAGAAGAAAGUAAAAAGGACACAUACUACCAAGAGUGGUCCUGGAUAUGGCUGGGAAAAGCCAAGAAAAGACGUUGCUAAACUGACCAUUGAUCUUUACAAAAACCACCCACAGGAUUUUAUUGGCUGCCUAAAUGUGCAGGCAGCCUUGUAUGGAAUAUACUCUGUUUCAUAUGAUUUGCAGUGCUAUAAGGCAAAAAGAAUGCUAAGGGAAGCCUUAAAAUGGACUCUCUUCACUAUGCAGACUAUUGGACAUGUUUUAGUUGGAACUUCAUGUUAUAUUCAGCAUCUUAUUGAUGAGGACGAGAAAACAGAGGCACAACUGAUAUCGCCUGCAUGUAUCAUCAAGCAGUUAGAACAUUAAAUGAUGAUGUUUCACAGCUUGGGCAAACUUACAAGAGUGCACUUAUUGUAGAUUUAAUGCUUGAUAGUUUGAUAUUUGUGAGUUAUUUUCCUCUGUGUAAACAGUAGGGCUGCCCUCAACUAAAGAUUUUUCUGGUCGACAAGUAGUUGUUUAUUUUAAGCAGUAGUCGACUAAUCACACGUUUAUUAAUAAGCCCUUUAAAUCAUGAUAAUGAGCCUUUAAUUGCCUACAUAGCCUAAUAAGCGCUCAAGCGCACGCAUAAAGCUUGCCACAGCACACCGGCAGAAGUAAUGAUCAUGAAUGUGUCAGGGAAAAACAGUAAGAUUAAACUGCAUUAACAUUUUAAUCAUCUAUUGAUAAGAUAUGAAUUUGGCGACACUGACUCGGCAUCUCCACAGUAGUGGAUGCACCUGCAUGCAAGUUUCAUACUGAUUACAUAAUCUGAUUUCAGAUUUGAAUCGUUUCAUUUGAAAGUAGACAUUUCAAUCUCUUUAGAUAUAUUUUCAUGUCUGUAAGGCAAGUGCACUUAAGUUCACAGAGGCCAAGACAGCAGAAAGCGCACCCCGUUUGCUUUCAUUAUUUUUCAAAAGCGCAAUAUUUUGUUGUUAUAGUGAGUGCACACAAAUAAAUGUAGAGGCUUUACAGAUUCAAAAGAUGCAUUACUCUUAUCUACAGUGUUGGGCAGUGACUCAUAACUUAGUAACGCGUUACUGUAAUUUGAUUACUUUUUUAGUAACGGAGUAAUCUAAUGUGUUAUAAUUUUCAAAAUAGUAAUUUAAGUAUAGUUACAAGCCGAGGUCUCUAUAUGUUACUGCCGCAUUACAAUGCAUUACAUUGCUGUGUUUUAUAAUCUAGAGAUUGUAAAAAGGAUGUAGCACAUGCACUGUCGAGUCAAGUGCCAGUGGAUUAGUAGUCUCAGACGUCACGCCCACGGACCGUUUGCUAAACGUCUAAUGCAUAUGGGACACAAAAGUGGAAACGCUUCAGGAGAGUCGAAGUCGUCAUCAGAUUGAUUGAAUUCUACAGGAUUUCCGGGAGACAUGUGUGUCACGUUAUUUAACGUUCCGCUUGGAAACAAAGAUGCCGUGACGCCAAACCCCCUCACUAAAGAAGAAAGCCGUAAUGUUUACAACUGUGACGACGAGCGCUUAUAAGUAUCAACUAAACACUGGAGUUUCAAAAGUAUGUGAAAUAUUUAAAGUUUGUGGCAUAGAAUCUUUCAAAAACGUCAGAGUUUUACACACUGGUCUGUUAUUGUGGCGACAUUUCAAGGCCCCGAAACGUGAUGCUAAGCGAAACGAACUGUGAUUGGUUGUUUGACAUGUCGGUCAAACGGCCUCAUGGGCGGGUCUUGACCAAAGAAAGCUGCCAUGAAUUCCAGACCUUCAGUCUGUAGGUCUGGCUACGUGAGACUAGUGGAUUAGAGACCUGCUCCCGCGAGACCAGAAACAACAGAUCGCGGCGCGUGGCUAGGGACAAGAUGCUGAUGUGAGUGGGUAGACACUCGUGUGUGUGCGGGAUGCGGGAGAAUAGAACAAUUCACGGGACUCCUGCAAAAUAGAAAUAUCUAAACAUAAAAUAUCUAAAACAAAUAAAUUGUUAUUCAUCUAUUGCACAAAAGCAACAUGAACUAAUAUAAAAUAUAAACGAUUAACAGGUGCAAGCAUAUGCAGAGUUUCUAUUUAGGCUAUAACACGUGUUUGCAGCAUUGAGCAAUGUAGGGCAGACAUUUGCGUGCUCACGAAUCCUCUCAUUAUAACACACGGAUUGUAGACAUUAUGAAAGAUUCAUUAUGCAUAUAUUUAUUGUGUUAUAACAGAGAUUUGUGAGAUUGCGAUGAUCUGAGAUGUCUUUUAGAGAUUAUAAACGCAGCACUAUUUGCUGGCAUUCUGCCAAACCAUGCAUGCAGCAGCACAUGCUUGCUUUAAUUACAAAUAACAGUGUUCUGUGAACAUUGAUGCUUUAAUAACAAAUAUUUAUCAGGAGCGUGUAUGCUGGGAUUUCAUCAAUUUCACGGAGAAAAAAGUAACGUAACUAGUAAUGUAAUUAAUUACUAAUUACUUUUGAAAUAAAGUAAUCAGAACUGUAAUGUGAUUACUUUUAAAAGGAGUAAUCAGUAAUUUGAUUACAUUUUCAGAGAAACUUGCCCAACAAUGCUUAUCUACAGUAUAUGACCAAAAUUAGUAUUUUAAGAGCAAGUGACCGCAAGUAAACGUGCUACUGUUCAGACAAUUGAAUAGCGCACAUUUUUCUAGGUUGGGUUAGAUUAGGUGACCAUGUAAAGUUGCUACUACUUACAUAUUUCAGAUGAUAAGCCAUAUUUAAGUUCGAUGAAUGAUAGGAGAGCGUUUGGAUGUUCUGUAUUACCACAAAAUCCACUUUUUUUUUUUUCUGCGACUAAGCGACUAAUAAAAUUUUGGUCGACCAAGCCUCUUCUCGUUGACUAAAGGUUAGUCGACUAUUAGGGGGCAGCCCUAGUAAACAGUAAAAUGUACAGUUAAAUUGUGCAUAUAAUUUUAUAUUUUACUCCUAAUAUUGUAUUUCUACAUCUGAAUUAAACAUUUCAUGUGAUAAAAUUAGUUGUCAAAGUUAAGGAGGUUAACACAUAAAAUGUUUUAAGUUAUUUCAUUUAAUUUGGUUUUAGAUUAUAAUUGCCAUCCUCUCAGAAAUGUAAUCCCAACUCUUACAUAUACUGUAUUUUGUUUUGCUGCAUUAAAAAAGUUAUGAAUCUAAGAAUGUAACUAAACUACAAUAAAUAAA
Messenger RNA from Cyprinus carpio (common carp), 3833 nucleotides. RefSeq names its product cell death activator CIDE-3-like. Bases 354 to 1073 code for a protein of 239 amino acids. NCBI's taxonomy places the organism in Eukaryota, Metazoa, Chordata, Actinopteri, Cypriniformes, Cyprinidae. The record is from RefSeq and is a predicted model, not a curated record. Gene Ontology annotation, biological process: apoptotic process; regulation of apoptotic process. The transcript has 7 exons.